AUGGCGGGGCCCCGAGCUGCGGGGCCCAAGGCAGAAAUUUUUCAGGAAUUUGCUGUUCAGGAGGAAUCGGUGACGUUCCGGAUCAAUUUGUCUGUUCUUCUCGACUGCUUGACCAUUUUUGGUACCAGUUCUUUGCCAGGAAUAUCAACAGCCCUUAGGAUGUGUUAUCGUGGUUAUGGUUAUCCCUUGAUGCUGUUCUUGGAAGAAGGAGGAGUAGUGACAGUGUGCAAAAUUAACACUCAAGAGCCUGAUGAGUUGUUAGACUUUGAUUUCUGCAGUACAAAAGUUGUUAAUAAAAUUAUCCUGCAGUCGGAGGGGCUACGAGAAGCAUUUGCUGAACUGGAUAUGACCAGUGAAGUUCUGCAGAUUACCAUGUCUCCAGAUAAACCCUACUUCAGGUUAUCCACUUUUGGAAAUGCAGGAAGUGCACAUCUGGACUACCCUAGGGACUCUGAUUUGAUGGAAGCAUUCCACUGUAACCAGACCCAGACAAACAGGUUAGGAAGUCUGUGAUCAGUGCCCUCUGUGGCAGUAAUGUUUCAGCUCCUGUCUGCACAACCAUUCGAACAUGCUCAAGGAUUUCUUUCACUGCAGUAUAUGAUUAGGAAUGAAGAUGGCCAGAUCUGUUUUGUGGAAUACUAUUGUUGCCCUGAUGAGGAUAUUACUGAAGCAGAACUGUAG
This is a messenger RNA of Nipponia nippon (crested ibis), 681 nucleotides long. The record is from RefSeq and is a predicted model, not a curated record. NCBI's taxonomy places the organism in Eukaryota, Metazoa, Chordata, Aves, Pelecaniformes, Threskiornithidae.